CCUAAGAACCAUAUGGUGAUUUGUUUUCUUUUCUUCUUUUUCAAUUUGGCAACCUGUGACUUGGAAAGAACAUACGUUGAACUCAACUCGGACUAUAUUUAUCCUUAUAGAAAUCAGGGUGGCUUUGACAUGAUUUGCAGUGGGAGGGACAAGAUUGAAACUCCAGAGCAGUUCAAACAAGCUGAAGAAACAACAAAGAAGCUAGACUUGGAUGGGCUUGUUGUUAUUGGUGGAGAUGACUCAAACACAAAUGCAUGCCUACUUGCUGAGAACUUCAGAAGCAAAAAUCUGAAGACUCGCGUGAUUGGAUGUCCUAAAACUAUUGAUGGUGAUUUAAAGUGCAAAGAAGUUCCUACCAGUUUUGGUUUUGAUACCGCAUGCAAGAUAUACUCUGAAAUGAUUGGAAAUGUUAUGGUAGAUGCCCGAUCAACAGGAAAAUAUUACCAUUUUGUGCGGCUUAUGGGGCGUGCAGCUUCACACAUUACACUGGAAUGUGCUUUACAAACCCACCCAAACAUUACUAUUAUUGGAGAAGAGGUUGCUGCCAAGAAGUUGACACUGAAAAAUGUCACAGACUAUAUUGUAGAUGUUAUUUGUAAAAGAGCUGCAGUUAAUUACAAUUAUGGGGUCAUUCUUAUCCCUGAAGGUUUAAUUGAUUUCAUUCCUGAGGUCCAGCAACUUAUUGCAGAACUAAAUGAAAUUCUGGCCCAUGAUAUUGUGGAUGAGGGUGGAUUAUGGAAGAAGAAACUCACUGAUCAGUCACUGAAGCUUUUUGAAUUCUUACCUCAAGCAAUUCAAGAGCAAUUGAUGCUUGAAAGGGAUCCACAUGGAAAUGUUCAGGUUGCCAAGAUAGAAACAGAGAAAAUGCUUAUUCAAAUGGCUGAAACUGAGUUGGAGAAGAGAAAGCAAGAGGGAAAAUAUAGAGGCGAAUUUAGAGGGCAAUCUCACUUUUUCGGUUACGAAGGGAGAUGUGGAUUGCCAACUAAUUUUGAUGCUACUUAUUGCUAUGCUCUUGGUUAUGGUGCUGGAGCCCUCCUUCACAGUGGGAAGACUGGAUUAAUAUCAUCAGUUAGGAAUCUCUGUGCACCUGUUGAAGACUGGAUUGUUGGUGGAACUGCACUCACCUCACUGAUGGACGUAGAGAGAAGACAUGGUAAGUUCAAGCCCGUGAUCAAGAAGGCAAUGGUAGAGCUUCAAGGGGCACCCUUCAAAAAGUUUGCCUCCUUGAGGGAUGAGUGGGCCCUAAAAAAUUGCUACGUCAGUCCAGGUCCAAUUCAAUUCUCUGGUCCGGGAUCUGAUGCAGUUAGUCACACCCUUCGUUUGGAGCUUGAAUCACAAGCUUGAUCUACUUUUCCGUAAGGACAUUGUUUUGAGAUUGGCGAUUCAUUUGGGAUUUUAGGGCCUUGAAGUAUAUUUAUUUGAUCUGUGACUUGCUAGGUUUUUGUAAUAACGUUUGGACUAUAGCAGUUGAAUGUUAAAUUCUUAUGCUGCCAUUCAGCAUCGGCAAGUUAUGUUCAUGAUUAUAAUUGAAUAAAUGUUUGACUUCCGAGUUGGUUGAUAUUGAUUGGUUAA
This is a messenger RNA of Arachis duranensis, 1572 nucleotides long. RefSeq names its product pyrophosphate--fructose 6-phosphate 1-phosphotransferase subunit beta. Lineage: Eukaryota; Viridiplantae; Streptophyta; Magnoliopsida; Fabales; Fabaceae. The coding region runs from base 13 to 1344 and encodes 443 amino acids. The transcript has 14 exons. Gene Ontology annotation, biological process: fructose 6-phosphate metabolic process; response to glucose; glycolytic process. Gene Ontology annotation, cellular component: cytosol. Gene Ontology annotation, molecular function: diphosphate-fructose-6-phosphate 1-phosphotransferase activity; ATP binding; 6-phosphofructokinase activity. The record is from RefSeq and is a predicted model, not a curated record.